Molecule: messenger RNA, 912 nt
Organism: Gigantopelta aegis
Lineage: Eukaryota; Metazoa; Mollusca; Gastropoda; Neomphalida; Peltospiridae
Product: cyclin-Q-like
Exons: 6
Coding region: 88-783 (231 amino acids)
Biological process (GO): regulation of transcription by RNA polymerase II
Cellular component (GO): nucleus
Molecular function (GO): cyclin-dependent protein serine/threonine kinase regulator activity
Source: RefSeq, a predicted model, not a curated record
UGUGCUUUUCUAUUUUUAGCAUGUUUGUUAUGGCUAGAUUUGUAACGACCACGUUUUCAUAAUCUUGAUUGAAAUUUGAGAAGUAACAUGGCUGACAGCCAAACAAGAGUGCACUUUCGUGUUAUCAAAUAUAUCCAUGAAUCAGGUUUGCGACUUCACAUGAAAAGUGUUCCACUUGCCACAGCAUCAGUUUUGUAUCACAAAUUUUUCACAGAAAACAGCCUGCAAGACUUCGAUCCUUAUCUGAUUGCCAUGACUUGCAUCUACUUAGCAGGGAAAGUGGAAGAAGAACAUUUGAAACUGCGUGAUGUCAUCAACGUUUGUUAUAGAGUGUUACAUCGCACCAAGCCAUUGUUAGAGAUUGGGGAGAGUUUCUGGGCACUACGUGAGACAGUUGCCAACUGUGAACUGUUCAUACUAAGAAUGUUGAGAUUUAAAAUCAGCUUCGUCCACCCACACAAGUAUCUGCUGCACUACCUGAAGUACCUCCAGGACUGGUUCGCACCCUACAAGUGGCAGGCUCUGCCCAUCGCUCGCACCGCCUGGUCCUACCUGCGCGACAGUUACCACGGCAACCUGUGUCUGCAGUACAAGCCACAGCACAUGGCGGUGGCCGUGUUGUACUUCUCGCUGCUGUCACUCGGGGUCGACGUCCCACACCACCAUGAGUGUGACACCAAGUGGUGGAAGGUGUUUGCUGAAGACAUCUCCCUCAGUGUGAUAAAGGACAUCAUCUCAGACAUUGUGAGCGUGUAUGAGCUGGAGGACAUCGUAGACUCAUGACACUCACCAUAGCAAUGACAGUACCAUCGUAGGACAUACUCACCGGUAUAGCUUACCACCGCAUUGCACCAUGGACAACACAAUGUGGGACAUACACACUGGUGUAUCUUAUACUUCAUUAGGGUUCUA